Molecule: messenger RNA, 2484 nt
Organism: Spea bombifrons (plains spadefoot toad)
Lineage: Eukaryota; Metazoa; Chordata; Amphibia; Anura; Pelobatidae
Product: extracellular calcium-sensing receptor-like
Exons: 6
Coding region: 115-2484 (789 amino acids)
Biological process (GO): G protein-coupled receptor signaling pathway
Cellular component (GO): membrane
Molecular function (GO): G protein-coupled receptor activity
Source: RefSeq, a predicted model, not a curated record
GGUCUCUUUGCUGUCCAUUUGGAUGUACAUUAUCCAGAAAUAACAUUCAGUAGAAAACCGCAGCCUAUUCGAUGCAGUGGCUUUCACAUCAGGUAUUAUCGAUAUCUCCUCUCUAUGGUUUAUGCCAUCAUGGAAAUUAACAUGUUACCAGACUUUCUGCCAAAUAUCACACUGGGCUUCCAACUAUAUGACUCCUGCUACAAUGAAGUCAGAUCCUUGUUAGGAACCACGUGGAUUUUGUCAGGACAGAAGGAAAUUGUGCCAAAUUUUGACUGCCACAAAGAAAGGAGGCCAUCUGCUCUAAUAGGAGACAUGCCAUCUAAGGCCUCUAUUCCAAUUGCACGGAUCCUAGGACUGUACAGAUAUCCUCAGGUAAGCUAUGCAUCAGCUCAUCCAGUUCUUAGUGACAAAAUUCAGUUCCCCUCCUUCCUAAGGACGAUCCCUAAUGAUAACUAUGAAGUUUUUGCCAUGGCACAAGUAGUGAAAUAUUUCAACUGGACAUGGGUGGGCGUCAUAACUUCCGAUAACGAGCUGGGGAGAACAGGUACACAAAUGUUGAUAAAAGAGAUCGAGAAAGAUGGUGGAUGCAUUGCAUUCCUAGAAACACUUCCGAUCUACAAUUCCAUGGAUGCUGUUUUGCGUAUUGUAGAUGUCAUCAAGAAAUCAAGAGCUACAGUAAUUGUUGUAUAUUCCACCAUGGAGAACCUCAUAUCUUUAAUGGAGGAAGCUUCGUUCCACAACAUCACUGAUAAAGUUUGGUAUGGCUGUGGAAGCUGGUCCAUUACGUCUGACUUUCCCAGAAAAAACAUUCUAACAACCUUAAAUGGAAGUAUUGGGGUGGCUCCUCAAUUAGGAAAGAUCCCAGGGUUUAAGGAGUUCCUUUAUAGCAUCCAUCCUUCUAAAUUUUUGGAUGAUAUCUUUAUCAAGAUCUUCUGGGAGAAGGCCUUUAACUGUCUAUGGCCAGCAGAGGGUAUUUACAAUUCCACCACUCCUCAGUCACAAGAGGGUGGAACUCGCUGGUGUACAGGGGAUGAAAUACUGGAGAGUAUUGAUCCAACUGUUUAUGAUGUCUACAACUUCAGAUACUCCUACAAAAUCCAUAAUGCAGUGUUUGCAGUAGCUCAUGCCCUGCAUCAGAUGAACUCCUGCGUGCCAGGACAAGGUCCGUUUGAGAACGGAUCAUGUGCAGACAUUUAUAAACAUCAACCAUGGCAGCUACUUCAUUACAUCAAAAACGUUCGGUUUGAAAACACUGCAGAAGAGAUGAUCUUUUUUGAUGAGAAUGGAGAUGUACCUCUGUCCGUCGAUAUCUUAAACUGGCAGCUUUUUCCCAAUGGUAGCAAUCAGUAUGUUCACAUCGGUAGCUAUGAUGCUCGCUCUCCAAAAGGCCAGGAGCUCAAGAUUGACCACACCAAAAUUAUGUGGAAUAGAGGAUAUACAGAAGUUCCCAUUUCGGUGUGCAGUACCCCUUGUCCACGUGGUCAUAGAAGAGCAACACGCCAAGGGCAAAAGGUCUGCUGUUUUGAUUGUAUCCCUUGCUCCGAAGGAGAGAUUCUGAAUCCUGAAGAUGAUAGCAAGUGCCUAAAGUGUCCAGAAGACAAGUGGCCAAAUAUUAAUAAGGACACUUGCGUUUCGAAACCCAUCCAGUUCCUCUCCUACGACGAGCUGUUGGGUUCCCUUCUUGCCUGUAUUGCCAUCUUGUUUUGUGUCCUGACCUUUUCAGUACUCUGCUUGUUCAUUAAGAAACACAAGACACCUAUUGUGAAGGCCAAUAACAGAGAGCUCAGCUACCUUCUCCUCGUCUCCCUCAUGUUCUGCUUCCUAUGUUCCUUAGUAUUCAUCGGGCGUCCCAAUAUGAUAACUUGCAUGUUACGCCAGGUAAUAUUUGGCGUCAUUUUCUCCAUCUGCCUAUCUGUAAUAUUGGCCAAAACCAUUACGGUGAUUAUGGUAUUCAGCGCUACCAACCCAGACAGCAAAAUGAAAAAGUUAGUAGGCCUCAGAAUCCCUAUAUAUAUAGUUCCUUCUUGUACAAUGGUUCAAAUAGUCUUGUGCAUUGUCUGGCUUGGUAGUUCAGCACCAUUUGCUGAAUUCAAUAUGGCUGCUGAAAUUGGGACGAUAAUUAUUGAGUGCAACGAGGGAUCUAAAGUGCUAUUUUCAUGUGUCUUGGGUUACAUGGGUCUCUUAGCUUCCAUUAGCCUCCUAGCAGCCUUUUUGGCAAGGAAGCUUCCUGAUACAUUUAACGAGGCCAAAUUCAUUACUUUUAGUAUGUUGGUGUUUGCUAGUGUUUGGAUAACAUUUAUCCCCGCUUACCUCAGUACUAAAGGUAAGAACAUGGUAGCCGUGGAGGUCUUUGCUAUAUUGUCUUCAAGUGCUGGCCUGCUUUCUUGUAUAUUUUUUCCCAAAUGCUACAUCAUUCUACUACAACCCGAAAUGAAUAGCAGACAGUUUAUAACUGGAAGAAAAAGUGGCAAAAAUCCUAAAUAA